Molecule: messenger RNA, 2436 nt
Organism: Cladophialophora yegresii CBS 114405
Lineage: Eukaryota; Fungi; Ascomycota; Eurotiomycetes; Chaetothyriales; Herpotrichiellaceae
Product: TTK protein kinase
Exons: 1
Coding region: 1-2436 (811 amino acids)
Biological process (GO): peptidyl-serine phosphorylation; meiotic spindle assembly checkpoint signaling; protein localization to kinetochore
Cellular component (GO): kinetochore; nucleus; spindle
Molecular function (GO): protein serine/threonine kinase activity; protein serine/threonine/tyrosine kinase activity; ATP binding
Source: RefSeq, a predicted model, not a curated record
AUGCCAGAACUAAUAGAAACACGCAAGAGACCGCACCUUAAUCGAAGCUUUACAGGGGACAGCUCCGAUGACGAAGAUCUUGCGCCCAUCAAACUGAGCGCCGAGGCGCAAGCGAUACUUGGAGAGGACGAACAGCAAGUUGAAGCUGAGAAAGAGAAUAUCGCUCCAAGGGUCCAUCCUACAAUACCAUCCACCUCGACGGGCCUGCGAAGGCAGAGCAAAGGGACACCUAUCGAGGCGCUCAAAGCCUCAAGCCCUCCGCAGAAAGAAGAUGGAAGUCCAGCUCCCCGGGUCGUCCGCGUCACCUCUAGCGUUCGCCCUGGCGCACCAGGAGUUCUGGGCAGAGACGGAUCGUUCAUGUACAAGAUCCACGAAAAGUCAGCAACGCGAGCCCAGACUACCCUUCAAGACUCAGAGACUCCAGCGCCCCCGGUUCGCCGUAUCCGCAUCAGUAAUGGCCGGCGGUUGUCGAGGUCACCACCUUCUGAUCAAGCACCGCAGGAACCUCAAGCUGAAGAUGCACCAUACACGUCAAAACGAUCGGUCAGCCCGAGAUCUGGGGCUUCGCGGGCCAGUGUGGAGGAGCACAAUUCUGCCAUGCCGUCUACAGUUACACGUCCCCGGAAAGGAGAUGAGAACGGUGCUCAUAGCACGAUGCGCGUCCGCCGCCUAGGCGGAGCAUUGCUCAAUAAACCCGUAAGGAGGGGCAUGGUCCGCCGUCAGAGCGAGGAUGACGAUGGUGCCAACAUAGAUGACCAUCCUGGUGCGACAACGCCGGAGUUGGAGGUUGGUCGUCGAGCACCUGAACCAGAUCUACAAGACUUGCCCGACGAUUUGCUUGCGCUCCAAGGCAGCCCACAGCCGAUCAAGCCACUACGCCCGUCCCCAAGGAGCGGAUCUCCCAUACAGGUGGACGUGCAGACAGCAUUCGAUCGUCCCGCGUCAAGACCAGGCUCAUUGCUUCGAACGCAGCCGACACCUGCUGUACCCGGUUCUCAUCCUUCGUCAAAGUCUUCAAGCUCUCAAAACAGACCUGUAUUCAAGAUCCCACCGCUACAACCCCUUCCAGCGCAGGACCAAGAGAACGACCCACCGCCGACCUUCCGCCGUACCAGACCAUCCGCUGCAAUACUGGACAUCCACGAAGAUGGAGGUGACCCAGAUCGGAAAGCCUCUGAGCCCACACCGAUGCAGAUAUCUCCCUCUCGCCAACCUCUGGCUCCUCGGUCAAACAAUACACCUCACCGACCGGCCCCAGUACCCCCUCCGAAAAUGUCAAUCCUCGACGCAGCCACCUCGAAUGCCGGGUCCCGCAAUAAGAAGUCCGUCCACUACGCACUGAACGGCAAAACGUACCGUCGCCUUGACUGCAUCGGUCGAGGCGGCUCCUCGCGAGUCUUCCGCAUAAUGGCCGAGAAUUAUAAAAUCUUCGCGCUGAAGCGGGUCAACCUCGAAGAAGCCGACAUGGCGGCCAUUGCGGGCUACAAGGGCGAGAUCGACCUGUUAAAAAAACUAGAAAACGUCGACAGGGUCAUCAGACUGUAUGACUACGAGGUCAACGAAGAAAAGGGCGUCCUUAACGUCAUGAUGGAGCUCGGCGAGACGGAUUUCAACAAGAUGCUCAACGAGCAAUUGAAGGCCGAGAAUGCAAAGUUGGACAUCACAUUCACGCGGCACUACUGGAAAGAGAUGCUGGAGUGCGUGCAAGCCGUGCACGAGCACGACAUUGUCCACUCAGACCUCAAGCCCGCCAACUUCCUCCUGGUCAAAGGUCAGCUGAAACUGAUCGACUUUGGCAUCGCCAACGCGAUCCAGGAAAACACCGUCAACGUGCACCGCGAGAACCAAAUCGGCACCCCGAACUACAUGUCCCCCGAGUCGCUCGUCGCGGUAGGCGCGACACAAGGACAAGGGGCCCUGCCGGGCACGAAAAUCCUCAAGCUAGGCAAACCUUCUGAUGUAUGGAGUCUGGGUUGUAUCCUGUACCAGAUGACGUAUGGACAGCCCCCGUUUGCACACAUCCAGAAGCAAUUCGAGCGCAUCAUGUCCAUCCCGAAUCCGAAGGUGGAGAUUCAAUUCCCCAGCACGGGUAUCGGCGGGAGCGUUGUCCCGUUUGGGCUCAUCAAGACGUUGAAACGAUGCCUGACGAGGGAGCAGUCCCUUCGGCCAACCAUCAGCGAAUUGCUUUCUGCGACGGACCCGUUCUUGAACCCCGUGGCCAUCUCUCCCGAAAUGCUGGGCCGCGUCAUCGGGAAUGUCGUCGGAUACUGUCGGCGGAGGGAGGAAGCCUUGAAAGCGAAAGGCGAGAUGCAGUGUCAAGUCGGCGAGGAUGGCAAGGAGGCCAGCUGUUUGCCUUCUGAUGGCGAGAUGGUGGGCUGGCCGGGCGCAUUCUACGAGAAGUUGAGACAGGCCAAUUUGGAGGGCACGGCGUGGUGA